AUGCAACUUUUCAUCGCAGAUCUGUUUUGUGAUCUGCUGGAAGAUUCGUUCUUGAGGGAACAGCGUAGACAAGAGAGGCAGCUUUGUGAACUGUAUAAACAUGUGGCCGCAAUCCAAAGCGAGGCCUCCACCUGUGAGGUUCAAACUCAAACUGAUGUCGAGGUGGAAGAGCCUCAGAUAGACGUGCACGAAGAAUGCAAGAGUGUGGCUAGGUCCAUGCACGCCAACGAGGUCGCUUUGAGAGCCGAGCUGGAGCAAGCUCGCAAAGACUUAGCGGUGAAAGAGGAGGAAAGGAAGGAGGCGGUGGAACUGCAACUUUCACAUGAGAAUGUCUUGAUUAAUCAACAUGAGGCGUUACAGCUUGUUAACCAGAGUUUAGAAGAACUGAUGGACGCUAACAAAAGUCUAGAGGAACAGCUCAGAGAGAGGUCGUGCCAACGUAAGACAAUUGAGGUCCUGGAACGUAAAGUGGAAGACUUUGAAGACAACAAAGACAAAAUCUUUAGUCCCAGACAGAACCGUACCAUGAGCACGACGAGGAGGUGA
Messenger RNA from Knipowitschia caucasica, 546 nucleotides. Lineage: Eukaryota; Metazoa; Chordata; Actinopteri; Gobiiformes; Gobiidae. The record is from the annotation of a GenBank genome assembly.